Molecule: messenger RNA, 4686 nt
Organism: Scophthalmus maximus (turbot)
Lineage: Eukaryota; Metazoa; Chordata; Actinopteri; Pleuronectiformes; Scophthalmidae
Product: bile salt export pump
Exons: 30
Coding region: 494-4567 (1357 amino acids)
Biological process (GO): transmembrane transport
Cellular component (GO): membrane
Molecular function (GO): ATP hydrolysis activity; ATP binding; ABC-type transporter activity
Source: RefSeq, a predicted model, not a curated record
AUGAUGAACACAUUCAGGAUGAAUGAGAAUAGAUGUAAAUCAUCCGGACCAGUUCUGAAGUUGUUAUAUAUUGUCAUGUCCUCUUCUUUCUCUAAACUUCCCCUUGGACAUGUGGUCACGAUCCUCCUUCUUUGUUGUUUCCUGCAGCACUUGAACGCAGCAGUCAGUGACCGACAGCACAUUGCCACUGGAUACGUGAUAUUCAUUGAAAGCCAGCCGUCACUUGUGUAAAUACGGCGCUCACGUUCAACGAGUGAGGAUUCACAAACACUGGGGGUCCCGGCAGGUGACCUGUUUGCUCCGGCGAGGUUACUGGCCUGUUCCGACAGGACAAAACACUCUGACCCCGGUUCCAGCCAAGCCCCAGUCCGCUCAAUAAGAGCGCGUGAAGCCGCUGCCGAGCCACACAGCGAGAGACGAGCUGCCACGACCGAAUGUCAGGACACUGGACUGCUUCCAUCAGGGCUAGUUUCUCUCUUGAAGACGAGUCACCAUGCCGACUGGAUCCGUGAAACUGCAGAGCAUUAAAAGACUGGGACAGGAGAACCACAGCUAUGAGGUUUCAGACGAAGAACCGGCCGACUCCUACAUGACGAUGACAUCGUCCAAAAAGGAUGAGAAAGCUCAAGGAAAUGCAGCUCAAGCAGCGAUCAGAGUUGGCUUCUUUCAGCUGUUCCGCUUCGCCACGUGCCGCCAGGUGCUGAUGAUGGCGGUGGGCAGCGUGUGCGCGGUGCUGCACGGCUCGGCCCAGCCGCUCAUGCUGCUGGUGUUCGGUCUGCUCACCGACACCUUCAUCGAGUACGACAUCGAGCUGAACGAGCUGAGCGACGGCAGGAAGGAGUGCGUGAACAACACCAUCCAGUGGAAGAGGAACUACACGGCGGCGGCGCCGAGCCACAACCUGUCCGACUGGAGCAACUCCACCUGGGAGAUGUUCGUACCGCUGACGGGCAGGACGUGUGGGCUCCUUGACAUCGAAUAUGAAAUGACCUUAUUCGCCUUCUACUAUGUCGGAAUCGGAGCAGCUGUAUUCUUACUGGGAUACUUACAGAUCUCGCUGUGGGUGACGGCCGCUGCCAGGCAGAUUCAGAUCAUCCGGAAAAUGUACUUCAGCAAAGUGAUGAGGAUGGAGAUCGGCUGGUUCGACUGCACGUCGGUCGGAGAGCUCAACACGCGCAUGUCAGACGAUAUCAACAAGAUCAACGACGCCAUCGCGGAUCAAGUCGCCAUUUUCCUGCAGCGCUUCACCACCUUUGUGUGCGGCUUCUGCAUCGGCUUUGUGAAAGGAUGGAAGUUGACACUCGUCAUUGUCGCAGCAAGUCCACUCAUCGGCAUCGGAGCCGGUCUAAUGGCCCUGUUCGUGGCUAAGCUAACAGGGAUGGAGCUGCAGGCCUACGCCAAGGCCGGAGCCGUGGCCGAUGAGGUCCUCUCCUCCAUCCGGACCGUUGCCGCCUUUGGUGGCGAGAUCAAAGAAGUGCAAAGGUAUGACAGGAACUUGAUCUCAGCGCAGCGCUGGGGAAUCAGGAAGGGUCUGAUCAUGGGCUUCUUCACCGGAUACAUGUGGCUGAUCAUCUUCCUGUGCUACGGUCUGGCCUUCUGGUACGGCUCUAGUCUAGUGGUGGACACUGAGGAGUACACGCCAGGAACACUCCUGCAGGUUUUCUUUGGUGUUUUGAUUGCGGCCAUGAAUCUGGGGCAGGCCUCGCCGUGUCUGGAGGCGUUUGCUUCGGGCCGCGGCGCCGCCACCAUCAUCUUCGAGACUAUUGACAGAGAGCCGGAGAUCGACUGUUUGUCCGAGUCGGGAUACAAGCUCGACAGGGUCAAAGGAGAUAUUGAGUUUCACAAUGUGACCUUCUACUACCCGUCCAGACCUGAAGUCAAGACCCUGGACCAGCUCAGUGUGGCAGUGAAGUCAGGGGAGACCACGGCCUUCGUUGGUCCCAGUGGAGCAGGGAAGAGUACGGCCAUUCAGCUCUUCCAGCGCUUCUACGACCCUAAAGAGGGCAUGGUGACCCUGGACGGCCAUGACAUCAGAGGGCUGAACAUCCAAUGGCUGCGCUCUCUGAUCGGCAUCGUGGAGCAGGAGCCGGUGCUGUUCGCCACCACCAUCGCCGAGAACAUCCGCUACGGUCGCCCCGGCGUCUCCAUGGAGGACAUCAUCACCGCGGCCAAGGAGGCCAACGCCUACAACUUCAUCAUGGACCUGCCACAGAAAUUUGACACCCUGGUGGGGGAGGGCGGAGGUCAGAUGAGCGGAGGUCAGAAGCAGCGUAUCGCCAUCGCUCGGGCGCUGGUCAGGAAUCCUCGUAUCCUGCUGCUGGACAUGGCGACGUCUGCCCUCGACAACGAGAGUGAGGCUACGGUUCAGGAGGCCUUGGAUAAAGUUGGCAUGGGUCGCACCACCAUCUCCAUCGCUCACCGACUGUCCACCAUAAAGAACGCCGACGUCAUCGUCGGCUUUGAGCACGGCCGGGCGGUGGAGCGGGGCAAACACAACGAACUGCUGGAGAGGAAGGGCGUCUACUUCACCCUCGUCACCCUGCAGAGUCAAGGGGACAAGGCCCUGAACGAGAAGGCGCGACAACUGGCUGAAAAGGAAGAAGAGCCAGAGAGCCGAAGUCUUUCCAGAGCAGGCAGCUACCGAGCCAGUCUGAGAUCCUCCAUCCGCCAGCGGUCCCGUUCGCAGCUGUCCAACCUCAUCCCAGAGUCCUCGGUGGCCAUUGUCGGAGAGCUGGGCCCCAGAGCCUACGCUGUUUCACAGGCAGACAAAUCCGAGAAUGCCAUCCCAGAGGAGGAGGAGGAGGUCGUGGAGCCGGCUCCGGUCGCCAGGAUCCUGAAGUACAACAUCCCCGAGUGGCCAUAUAUGCUUUUCGGAACCGUGGGAGCCGCGAUCAACGGAGGCGUCAACCCCGUCUACUCGCUGCUGUUCAGUCAAAUCUUGGCCACCUUCUCACUGACGGACCCCGAGGUUCAGAAGAAGGAGAUCAACGGUAUCUGCCUGUUCUUCGUCAUGGUCGGCGUCGUCUCCUUCUUCACCCAGAUGCUGCAGGGUUACGCCUUCUCCAAGUCCGGAGAGCUGCUGACCCGCAGGUUACGGCGGCUCGGCUUCCACGCCAUGCUGGGCCAGGAGAUCGGCUGGUUUGACGACCACAGGAACAGCCCCGGGGCGCUGACCACACGCCUGGCCACCGACGCCUCGCAGGUUCAAGGGGCCACGGGCUCGCAGAUCGGCAUGAUCGUCAACUCGCUGACCAACAUCGGCGUCGCCGUCCUCAUGUCCUUCUACUUCAGCUGGAAGCUCACGAUGCUCAUCCUCUGCUUCCUGCCGUUCAUCGCUCUGUCGGGCGGCUUCCAGGCCAAGAUGCUCACGGGCUUCGCCAAGCAGGACAAGCAGGCGAUGGAAGCUGCGGGACGGAUUUCCGGUGAGGCCCUGAACAACAUCCGCACCAUCGCAGGCCUGGGGAAGGAGAGGACCUUCGUGGACAUGUACGAGGCCCAGCUGGACGCUCCGUUCCAGGCGGCGCUGAAGAAAGCCAACGUGUACGGCGCCUGCUACGGUUUCGCCCAGUGCGUCGUCUUCCUGACCAACUCGGCCUCCUACAGGUUCGGAGGUUACCUGGUGCGGCAGGAGGGGCUCCACUUCAGCCUGGUGUUCAGGGUCAUCUCGGCCAUCGUCACCAGCGGCACCGCCCUCGGCCGAGCCUCCUCCUACACCCCGGACUACGCCAAGGCCAAGAUCUCGGCCGCGCGGUUCUUCCAGCUGCUGGACCGACUCCCCCAGAUCAGCGUCUACAGCGACAAGGGAGACAAAUGGGACAACUUCCAAGGGAACCUGGAGUUCAUUGACUGCAAGUUCACGUACCCCACCCGGCCGGACAUCCAGGUCCUGAACGGGCUGAACGUGUCGGUGAAGCCCGGCCAGACGUUGGCCUUUGUGGGCAGCAGCGGCUGCGGGAAGAGCACGAGCGUUCAGCUGCUGGAGAGGUUUUACGAUCCGGACCACGGCAGAGUGCUGAUUGAUGGCCACGACUCCACCCGCGUCAACGUGCCCUUCCUGCGAUCCAAGAUUGGCAUCGUGUCCCAGGAGCCCAUCUUGUUCGACUGCAGCAUCGGCGAGAACAUCAAGUACGGCGACAACUCGCGGGAAAUCAGCAUGAACGAGGUCAUCUCCGCCGCCAAGAAAGCGCAGCUCCACAGCUUUGUCAUGGCGCUUCCCGAGAAAUACGACACCAACGUGGGCGCCCAGGGUUCUCAGUUGUCUCGCGGUCAGAAGCAACGCAUCGCCAUCGCCAGGGCGAUCAUCCGCGACCCCAAGAUCCUGCUCCUGGACGAGGCCACCUCGGCACUGGACACGGAGAGCGAGAAGAUAGUGCAAGAGGCGCUGGACAAAGCCAGAGAGGGCCGGACCUGCAUCGUCAUCGCCCACCGCCUGUCCACCAUCCAGAACUCUGACAUCAUCGCCGUCAUGUCCAGGGGCUUCGUGGUGGAGAAAGGAACGCACGACCAGCUCAUGGCCCGGAAGGGCGCUUACUACAAGCUGGUGACCACGGGAGCACCAAUCAGCUAAGAACCUGCAUCUGAUUAGAACGAGAGCCGAGGAAGCAUUGUUCCAGAACCGGAGGCUAGGUGAAUCAUCCUAACAGUAUUUAUUUCUUCUCAUCAAGAGAAGGGGUUUGUGAGUCACAC